AUGGUGACUCCCGUGCGACAUAGUUCUCGUCUUGAACACUUGUCCACUUCGCCUCCUCGUGAUCGAUCCAAACGAAAAGCGGCACAAGGUGCCUUCUAUACCCAGUACUUUGCCGAGGGAGAGUUGAGUGAAGAUGAGGACGUAUACCAAGCAACACAGCCCGAUGAUGAAGAGGAAGAAGAAGAAGAAGAAGUCCAGCGACCUGUACGUGUGACCCGAAGUGGAAGACGAACUCGCAGCUAUGCUGAGCAGGAUUGGAACAAUGAAGAAGACGAGGAAGAGACGAAUGAAGAGCCACGCAUCCGUCCUCGUCGAUCCACCCGCGUCAGUAAAAGCUUGCGAGAUUUUGUUGCAACGGAUGACGAAGAGGAAGAAGAUGAUAAUGCCGACUAUGAAGAAACAGUUCGCCUCCGCCACGCAAAUGAGCGUGCAGAACGCGCGCGGCAACGCCAAAACUUAAUGCAACUAGCCGCAAUGCGGUCACAAGGCCGUGAAGAGGAUGACUAUGAGGACAUCCAUGUCAAGCGUCGUGAGCGCAGAAUGCACGCACGCUCAUCAUCUACGCCAUCGAAUGGAGAAAGUGAUGACCACGGAGACGCAUUGCCUGAGCACCGUUCUUACAGCUUCCGUGCACGCAAAAAGGUCAAUUACUCGCUUCUUCCUCCACCACCAGAGCCACUCCGCGAUGGAUUUGGUCGCCGAAUUCGUCGGGGCUCCCGAGGCAGAGCAUCGAGUCGUGACCAAGACGUUCAGGAUCAUACUCCUGACAAUAGUAUCUUUCCACCGCGGCUUCCCACUUUUCCUUACACGUCACUACCCCGCUCUAUGCAAACGAAAUGGAAUCCUACUUCCAUGCCUACCAUAUCUGGCGCCGAGCUGGUCAAUGCGAUGGAUGAAGCCAUGGAUAGUUCGGACGACGACUUGCCUCGAACUAACCUGGGUGAAACAGCUGGUUCCCGAAUCGGUACUUCGCCCCCCGAAUCUGUGCUAGAAAAUAGCAUGGCAUCUACGAUGGGUGCUGUUUCUUCUUCGACAGAUGCUUUUGGUCGUCUACGGCGCGACAAAGACGCACUAGCCGAUGUCGAUCCGCUGGGUGUUAAUAUGGACAUCGACUUUAACCAGGUGGGUGGUUUGGAAGAUCAUGUGCAGAGGCUUAAAGAAAUGGUCAGUCUCCCGCUAUUGUACCCUGAGGUGUUCCAACGCUUCGGCGUAACACCACCUCGCGGGGUUUUAUUUCAUGGACCUCCAGGCACCGGUAAAACCCUUGUUGCCCGUGCUCUGGCGGCAUCAUGCUCGUCAGAGGGACAACGUAUCAGUUUUUUCAUGCGAAAGGGAGCUGACUGUUUGUCAAAGUGGGUCGGUGAAGCAGAGCGUCAACUACGGCUUUUGUUUGAAGAGGCGAAGCGAGCACAACCGAGUAUAAUUUUCUUUGAUGAGAUCGAUGGAUUAGCCCCCGUCCGGUCAAGCAAACAGGACCAAAUUCAUUCGAGUAUCGUCAGUACGCUUUUGGCUCUUAUGGAUGGUAUGGAUGGCCGCGGACAAGUUGUAGUUAUUGGUGCUACCAAUCGACCAGACUCGAUCGAUCCUGCUUUGCGACGCCCAGGUCGAUUUGAUCGUGAAUUCUACUUCCCAUUACCUUCGCGCGCAGCACGACGAGCCAUCCUCGAUAUACACACCCGCCAUUGGGAUCCUCCUUUGGACGAGCAGCUCAAAAAGGUGCUUUCAGAGGCCACUAACGGAUUUGGUGGAGCAGAUCUACGUGCUUUGUGUACUGAAGCAACGCUGAAUGCAAUUCAGCGUCGAUACCCACAAAUUUACCAUACCAAUACGCGUCUAGUUCUGUCGCCUGAAACUAUUCAGGUUGAUGGUCGCGAUUUUAUGUUGGCGUUGGAGAACAUGGUACCGUCAUCAGCCCGUGCUUCCACCUCUUCUUUCACUCCACUUCCUGCUCAUCUCGAAUCGUUACUAGGCGAUGCACUUUCUAACUGUCAGAAAGUAUUUUCACGUCUUCUUCCCAAGCGUGCUAAACGUAGUGCCUUGGAAGAAGCCAUGUAUGAAAUCGACAUGAGUGAGGUGUCUGACUCCUCUGCGCAUCUUCUAGAAAAAGAACUGCUUCAGCAAUCUUUUGUGCAGGCUCAAGUGCAUCGCCCACGCUUGCUCUUGCAUGGAUCUCAAGGUAUGGGACAGCGCACGUUGGCAGAUGCAUUACUCUAUUCGAUGGAAGGAUAUCAUGUCCGUACGCUUUCCGCUGCCCUAUUGCUGGGCGACAGCUCACAGACACCAGAAUCGAUUCUUGUCCAUCAGUUCCAAGAAGCUAAGCGUCUUGUACCCAGUGUCUUGUACGUGCCAGAUUUGGACCGAUGGCCCUUAAUUUUACCGGAGAGUGUGCGCGGAAUGUUAUCAGCACUACUGAAUGAUCUUUCUCCGUCAGACACCAUCAUGUUGUUUGCUACUUCUGACGUACCAUUCAAGUCACUUCCAAAGGAUCUACAAGCAUGGUUUGGUUUUCUGCCGAGAAACAAGUUUGAGCUGACUUUCCCGGACAUCGAGCAGCGCCGUGAAUAUCUCCGCGAUAUCCUUGUACAGGCUUCGCGGCCUCCUACGCAAUUUGCUGAUGCUAUGCCGCGCCGUCUACGGGUGCUGGAAGAGCUACCAGCAGCGCCGCCUCGUCCACCGCGUAUGCCGACCCAAAUUGAGCUUGAACAGCAGGCUGAAAACGAUGCGCGAUUGUUAGAACAUCUAAAGUUCCGUCUGGGUUCUAUUCUAGCAGAGCUUCGAAAGAAGUUCAAAAAGUUCACACGCGAUGUAUGGGACGAGUACAAUCUACGAGAAUUGAUGGAACAAUUUGAAUGGCACAGGAGCAAAGGACAGAUUACUAUCAAGUUGCGAUACGAUCGGAAUCCGCCACACUUUGAGCUAGAUUCGCCCGAUGUCCAUGCACAAGAUGCAGAGAUACAAUCUCCAGAACCUCUUUCCGUUGCAGGAUCGGUCCGCGACCCCAUAUCAACGGAAGCCAACGAGGAAAAUUCGAUGCAAGUAAACGAAGAAGAAAGUCGUAUUCAAGCACCUGAGACCGUAGCGGUGGACGACGCUUCUACUGAGCAGGAUGGUCAAGAGGGAAGUCGAGUUGUUCAUGAACAACCUGAGCAGGAAGAGACUGAGUACAUUAUCCGCGACUUCACUAUAUAUACUAUGACCUUGGACAAGAUGCAAAAACGUUUAUACCACAACCAGUACCUUACAAGUGAUGCAUUUAUGGAUGAUCUUCAAAAAAUUGUUACAAAUGCGGAGGUGGCGAGCGAUGUUGAUGCUGAUCGUAUGUUCCGUGCGCAUCAAAUGCAAAAUCUCGCUAAAAUUAUGAUGGAUCCAUACGUGGAUGCUACAUUCCGUGCCGAAUGUAAACAGAUGGAACGUCGUGUCGUGGCUCGCGAAGAAGAGAUGCGUCGCGAAGCGGAGAAACGGAAAGAGCAAGAAUCUCACUCGCGACGUCUCAAUGGUCAACGAUACAGCGCACGUGUUCAGGGUGAGGAGCCAGAAGCGCACUGUUUAGUUGACGUAUCAACGAUUGAGCGUGCACACAAAAGAGCACGUUCGCAAGGUCAGGAAGAGCGUGCCACCGGUUCUGCCGAGCUAGACGCGGUACCUAUGGAUGCGGAGGACCAUGGAGUGAAGCGAGUAAGACUAGAUGAUGCAACAAAUGUGCCUGAGGGUGAAAUGGCACGAGCCAGUGCCAAUGAGGGCAUGACACCUGUUAACCACGACAAAUACCCUUCUGUCCUUUUAAAUGAAGCGGCCCAGGCUUCAUUACUGGAUACAAUGACUGCUUGCACUGAUGGGUUCACAAUUGAGCAAUUGGAGCUUACACGAUCUCUAUGUUAUGAAAGAGUAUUAGCACAUCGAUCCUCAUGGGAUCGUUCAGCCUUGGCUCAGGAAUUAAAGCAAGUUGUCCAAGGCAUCCAUAGCACAGUGCAAGACAACAAGUAG
Malassezia restricta is the source of this 3984-nucleotide messenger RNA. RefSeq names its product AAA family ATPase. Gene Ontology annotation, cellular component: nucleus. NCBI's taxonomy places the organism in Eukaryota, Fungi, Basidiomycota, Malasseziomycetes, Malasseziales, Malasseziaceae. The transcript has a single exon. The record is from RefSeq and is a predicted model, not a curated record. Gene Ontology annotation, biological process: positive regulation of transcription by RNA polymerase II. The coding region runs from base 1 to 3984 and encodes 1327 amino acids. Gene Ontology annotation, molecular function: ATP hydrolysis activity; chromatin binding; histone binding.